Babjeviella inositovora NRRL Y-12698 is the source of this 882-nucleotide messenger RNA. RefSeq lists its product as uncharacterized. The transcript has a single exon. Lineage: Eukaryota; Fungi; Ascomycota; Pichiomycetes; Serinales. The record is from RefSeq and is a predicted model, not a curated record. The coding region runs from base 76 to 702 and encodes 208 amino acids.
AAGGUGAUCGGGGUAAAGAAUACACACGUUAGCUAUUUUCCCACUCAAGGUUUUAUCCAGCAUAUACGCCCAAUCAUGAAUGGUCGUGAAUAUUUAAAGUCCUACGGUUGGAAGGAGGGUGAGGCUCUCAGAAAGGGUGGUUUGAGGAAGCCAAUUCUCGUUAAACACAAGAAGGACACCAAGGGUCUUGGACACGACGCAGGUGACAGUGAAGCCUGGUGGGAGAGAUUGUUUGACGGUCAGUUGAAGAGCUUGGAAGUUAAUGCGAGUGCCUCUAAGGGUAAGGAUGGUGCCAUCAGCUUUAACCAGAACAAGGUGGUGGCCAGUGGGGUGUCCAAGCAGCAGUCCCCGUUGUAUCGCAUGUUUGUCAAGGGUGAAGGUUUGGCCGGGACUGUUGGCAGAACGGAUUUCUCACGAGUCAGAGAAUCUAUCGUGGUGCUAAGUGAUGACUUGGUCAGUCAGAAGUUUAAUAAAGGAAAGAAGCAGAAGGAGGGAAAAAAGGACAAUAAGGAAAAGAAGGAAAAAAAGGGAAAAUCUAAAAAGUCUGAGAUAAAAAAGAAGGAGAAGAAGGAGAAGAAGAAGAAGAAGAAGAAGAAGGAGAGGAAGGUGAAGGAGAAGGGGAAGAAGGAUGAACCCAACUCUGGUAAGCGUAAGAGAGACUCUGAUGAAGACAAGUCGAAGAAAAAAAAAACCAAAGUGUGAGGUAAGGUUGGAUGACUAAUAAAAAAGAUUAAAUUAAUCUACUUCAGCCAACCAGUGGCCUUUAUCAUAUGACUACCCACUGACCAAGCGCACCAGCAACUUCUUUGGUACCAAGCCAUAUCGAAAAUGGCAUCGCCAAAAUAUUGCACUAUAGACGAAAGUAGAUGCAGUGGUCCACAU